Molecule: messenger RNA, 1474 nt
Organism: Syzygium oleosum
Lineage: Eukaryota; Viridiplantae; Streptophyta; Magnoliopsida; Myrtales; Myrtaceae
Exons: 8
Coding region: 156-1268 (370 amino acids)
Molecular function (GO): heme binding
Source: RefSeq, a predicted model, not a curated record
UAAUGGCAGAAAAAGAAAAAUUUGCCAUCGCCUCCCCAUUUCGCGGAGCCACCGAGAGAGCAGGAGCGAAGUCAAACGUUUGACUUUUCUCCUCGGUAAGUCCGAGCUCGCCGUCGCACGCCCGCCACCCGCUCAUCAUCUUCUUCCUCUUCGCAAUGCCUCGUCUCCCGCCGCCGCCCCUCCUCCGCCUCCUCCUCCUCGGCGUCGCGCUGCUGCUCGCCGCCGCGCGGGUCGGCUCGCACGAGGAGCCGGGCGAGUGGAGGUGCGAGUCCGACUCGGCGGAGAUCCGGCUGCAGGCGGAGUUCAGGCCCGGGGCCGUCGCCGUCGACGGCCGCCCCGGCGACUGGGACGCCUUCGACGGGUCCGAGUUCGCGCUCCUCCCCGCGCUCGACCCCGACGCCGACAAGGAGUACAGUGGCGGGAAGAUGACCGUUAAGGCUCUUCACGACGGCAGCGACGUAUUCUUCUUGUUGCAAGUGGAUAGCGACUAUGUGUACUCUCCUGGCAACAGUAACAAAUGCCCCUCGGUUGCUCUCAUGUUCCAAAUUGGUCAAAGUGCUACCUAUCACGAUAUGGGCGGGUGUAAGGAAGGAACAGAUACUUGCACCAGCAAGACAUGUAAAGGCCAUGAAGUUGACAUAAUGCACUUUUCAAUUGGAAAUGCCAUACCGGGAAGACUCUAUGGUGGAAAUCCUAUUGAUAAUGCCGAAGGAAACGGUGGUGACAGGUUUGGCCAUUUGGUUGAUCUUUAUGCUUGGACCCCACACUGCAGAUAUCUCGAUGGAACUGGCCCUUCAGGAAAUGAUUCCAGUGCGCAGAACAACUGGAGAGGUGCAUGGUGGCACAGCAGCUUGUCUGUUGAGUCUGGUUUUGUCCAAGAGGACAGUCCAUAUGGAUCAGAUGGUCGAAAGGGCACAUAUUACUUUGAAUUUUCAAGGCCUUUGAGAACGAUGGAUCGCCUUCAGCAGGAUGUUCAGUUCACUAUUGGUGAAUCGAGCAAAAUAUCAGCGGCAUUCUGGUAUCCUGUCGAUGGGACUCCAUGGCACGGAUCGGGGCACUUCGCGAUUAAUUGUGACUGGGUGUCCUUGGAUAUUGCUUCAGCCAGAUCGACGCUUACCAAGUCAACAUCGACAAGUUCCUGGGAUGUGGCAAGCGUGUUCUCCUUCCUAUUGUCUGUGAUCGCUUUGUGCCUGUCGAUUUUCGCCAUCUACCGCAUUUUGAGACCUAAAAGUUUCCAGUUUUCUCCCAUGGAAGUAUCUAUGGAAUAAUCAUCUUGUUUUAGUGUUGGCAAUAUCGUUUGACAGUCGAGGUCAUUAAUCCUUCCACAGAAUUGAUCAGCUUCGCUACCACACAAAUUUUUCGUGUUGACAUUUGAUCUUCAGUUAGUAUAAUUCAAUGUUCACAAUACACAAUGAACAUCAUGUAUCUGGUCAUCUUGUUGAUAUGAAAGUAUAUUAUAGUUUGGCUUGGUUGA